GCAAUCGCGACUGCAGGCAGGCUCCUAUCCGCGAGUAUGAUGAAAGAGUUUAAUGCUAGAAUCUACCAUAAGUAGCCAACAAAGUGAUGAACCCUAUCCGAUAUGUAUUAAUUGAACUGCUUCUUCUUUGUUCGUUUAUUUCGCUAAGUGAUGUUAGACUUGCAGGUAAGUUAUGUUUUUACAAACAUUUGAAAAAGCGUUUUUGAAAAGUGAAAGCAAACGUAAUGGGGCUGUUCUGCUAGGCUAUAACAUUUUAACAAAACGUUUUAAACUCGUUCGUUUUUUUAUAGUUCAAAUAAGGACUAGGGUACAGAAUAUCUUAAACAUUAAAUUACAUAUAGAAUAGAUUCUAGCUAUGUACUCUACUAAAAAGCUAGAAAAAUAAUAGUUAUGCAUCGCAUUCAGGCUAUAAAACAAUGGAAACUCAACUAAUGUCAGUUUGGAUGACAAAUCUAUAACACAUAUUUCUAUAUGAAUUUGGUCGGGUUGCCCAAAAAGUUACAUAUUGUAGCUUUAAGCAAAAUAUCCAUGCCUCUAUAAUAACGAAAAUGAAACCUACACGCAUAGAAUAAACUUCAAUUAAUGUUAUUUCACGCUUAUACUCUCACCCUCACGUUUAUAUUAUUAUCGAAAUGUUUAGGCCUGUCUUUUCAGAGAAGAAAUCACUUCAAUUUAUUUUCCAGAGAAUUAGAAGAGUGCAUAUACUGUAUGUCUUAGUCUAAGACAGAUUUUAAAAAGUAUUGCUUUUAUAUUCUUGCUUUCAUAAAUGUAUUUCUGAUAUCCUGUUAAUUAAUGAAAAUAUUAUAUAUGCCUACAUGUAGCCUAUUCUAUGAUUUUGUUGUUUUUAAAUAAAUUAUGCAUUUUAAGUUUAUCAGAAGUUCUAAUAGGCAUUCUCUCGUCAUCCAUUGUUCUCCCUUUCUCUUAACAUCACCCGCUCACAGUGAAACAUGAACUUCAGUACGUGUACACCUACUUCAAUUCCUCCCACUAUGAAGUUGUUGGGUUGUUGGAUGGUGAACUUGUGGACUUCUACAGCAGAGGCCUCAAUUCCCCUGUACCUAAAAAAAGAUGGAAUGAAAACGAGACAAGCUUUGGAUAUUAUGAGUGGAAAGAAAGUAUUUCAUCUCGACAGGACAUUAAUACGUGUUUUUUAUCCAGUGCUGUAGACCUGAAGAGGCACUUUGUAAAACAUCACUUAGGUGAGUUGCACCUUUGCUUUCUCAGCGUUGUUUUAGUUCAGUGUACUAAAUGCAUGUUAAUCCUUUCCAUCUUUGUCGUAUUAGGGGGUGAUAUUGUGCAGAUGAGACUUGGCUGUACUAAAACCACCACUGGAGGCCUUAGCACGGAGGAGAAAGACAUUGGCUUUGCUGAGUUUGCCUAUAAUGGAAACACAGUGCUGCUCCUCAGUCAUAACUCAAACAUGUGGAUUCCAAAAGAUGAAGAUGCUCAACAUAUUCACACUAUUGCACAAAAAUUGAACACCCUGAGCAUGAAAGACACUUUCACCAACUUUGUGAAUGUUAAGUGUCCUGUGGUACUUGAUAGUUUUCGAUCAUUAGAGAGCAAGAACUCAUGUGAGUGUUACUAUUGGUUGCACUUUGGUUUUACAAAUGUCAAAUUUGAUUAGCUGUUCCAGAUCUUUCAGAACAGUUUUACAGUCAUGUAAUCCCCACCUGUAUGGAUCACAUUCUUAUCACUUCUCCCACUGUCAAUCAGUGUCUCUUAUCACCUAUUUAUCCAGGUCUCAUAUUUAUGUUAUGUAAGUAACCAUGUAUUCUUAUGCCUCUGCAAUGUUGUAGCUGCUCCAAAGGUCUACACUGUCCCUAGUGGCUCUUUAAAACCUGGGUGGGUCAACCUGACUUGUUUAAUUACCGGAUCCUAUCCGAAGUCAUCACCCAUCGAGAUGAAUCUGUUUAGGGACAACAUCCUCCUAACGGAGAUGGAUGGUGUCCAUUCAUCGGGAGUCAGACCUAACGAAGACCACACCUACCAGCUGAGGAAGACAGUGAGGAUUAACGCCUUAGAGUCUGUCGUUUAUCGAUGUGAUGUCAAUCAUAAAACGCUUCCCUAAACCACGGAAUUACACUUGGGGUAAAAUUCUUUCUUCAAUUCAAUGACUUCAAAGCAUGGACAUAUUGAUGUUUGUGAGCAAAUAAAAUGGUCUCUUUAAGGUCCGAAUUUUGAUAAUGUAGAAUUUUUAUAUGUUGGAGAAAUUAAUGGGGACACCAUUAAAAGAUGAUUGCACUUCGUAUACUUAUAUAACAACUAUGCAGAAACCAAUGGAAUGACUACUGUGUGUUCUUGUGUGCUUACAGAGGUGAAAAAACAAGAGGAGGAGGAGCGAUCACAUCUUCUACUGGCUGUCGUUGCUGUCGUUGCUGUUGUUGUCGUUGCUGUUGUUGUUGCUGUUCUGUUUUUCAAAAACAGACGGAGAUCUGAGUCUAAUGAACAUUUGGCUGGUGAGUAUAGCCUAUUAAACCAAAUGAGUGUCAGCCCAACUUAAACAUUUGGCUGGUGAGUAUAGCCUAUUAAAUCAAAUGAGUGUCAGCCCAACUUAAACAUUUGGCUGGUGAGUAUAGCCUAUUAAACCAAAUGAGUGUCAGCCCAACUUAAACAUUUGGCUGGUGAGUAUAGCCUAUUAAACCAAAUGAGUGUCAGCCCAACUUAAACAUUUGGCUGGUGAAUAUAGUCUAUUAAACCAAAUGAGUGUCAGCCCAACUUAAACAUUUGGCUGGUGAGUAUAGCCUAUUAAACCAAAUGAGUGUCAGCCCAACUUAAACAUUUGGCUGGUGAGUAUAGCCUAUUAAACCAAAUGAGUGUCAGCCCAACUUAAACAUUUGGCUGGUGAGUAUAGUCUAUUAAACCAAAUGAGUGUCCGCCCAACUUUAACAGAGACAAGGGUGCUCAACCGAAGAAUCCAGUGCAUUAUAUUAACCAAGUUCCAUCUCCAAAAAGGUACUAACCAUGCUGGUUAAUUACUUACUGUCUUUAUUUACACUCAUGUUUUGUUAGCAGUCAAAUGUGUUAAACACUGGCUUGAUCAGAGCCAUACAGACUCUUCUCCAUGUGGAACUAAACAUGGAUGAUACUCUACAUAGAACUUAGGUUCUGAGACUAAUGUGAAAGGAUUUUUCCCAGCUCCUAAUCCUGAAGAGAAUGCUGCACUGAGAGCUCAAGUUGGAGGGAGUUUGACUGGUGAGUUUCAUUCUUAGGGUUGGUGUCUCUUUUCCAGGACCUCUGUUUUAUAUUUGAUGCUGAUGCAUGAUAAUCAUUGCGUUUUAAUGUCUUCAUGUAUUGAUUAUUUUAGAUCCAAGAGGUGAUGCCACUUCUGGUAAGUAUUCUGUUCAUGCUCAGUAUUCUUACGAGGUCAAUUUGAAAAUGAUCAACAACAACUAAACAAGUGGUGAAAAUAACAUAGAUGUGUGUAUUUCCCUGAUGCAUCAUCUCUCUUGACUAAUGACAUUUUUGAUAGAUGUGGGUAUCCGAAAAAGAAUAAUGGCAUAAAAUGUUUUUUUUCUUGGCUGUUGUAGUCAAUCUGUCCUCUGAGAGAGAUGUUCUUUCAAAUGACCCUGAUGCUGAAGGUGAAAAUGGUGAGAUAAUCAUUUCCUGGCCAAGUAAUGAAAAGUUAUCUAGCUCUCACAAAUAGAGCUAGCUAAAGCCAGAAGAAUAAUAUAGUCGUUGAACAUAGCUAUAGCCAUCAGUAUUGUAUGUUUUCCUGGUCAUCAAUCACUGUUAAUUUAGUCAAGGUCCUGACAUCAGCGUAAAGGGCUCUUUGACGCAUUACGCGAACGUGACGUUGGCUUCUAAACAAAAAAUGGCUUUAUUAAGCCCAUGAUUUUCCUUCACUAAUGUACACUAUACUACUAUAAUACUACUGUACUAUACUACUAAUAUUGAUUUCUGCCUUUGCUUAUCAUUUUAGAUGAAGCCUAUGGGAGUUGUAGAAGCUCUGGUGAGUAUUGCAGCAAUAGCUAAGUUUCCAUCCACUUGUCGAAAGUUUUUCAAGUAAAUUAUUUUCUACUCGCGUAAAAAAGAUAUGCACCAGCAGAGGUGUGUUUCCAUCAAGCUGGCUUGUUGCAGAUAGAAAGCAGUGGGUAGAUGAAGUGCACAUAUAAAUAACUUUGCAUCAUGUCUUUUCAUGUACCGAAUAAAAAAACAAAGUUCAAUGUGUUUCCAUUGCAUUUUCAACUAUACUCAUGGUUUUGUCACAAAUUGUGUUCUGAUAUAGCAAACAUGCCCAAUCUGGCCUUGGUGCAUGCUCUCUAAUCAACAGUUUUCAGAUAGGGUGGGCUACAUGGGCUGCCCAAUUCUGAUCUUUUGCCCAAUUAGUGGCAAAAUAUCAGAAUUGGGCUGCCUGUGUGAACGCAGCCACAAUGAGGUUAUGGAUAAGAGCAAUAUAUUUUUUGUUGUUGUCAAUUAGCAGCCAAGCACCGACUAUCAUGUCACCAGCAUAGCCUACAAAUAAUAAUCCUUGAUAUUUAAUUCAUUGGAAAUUACCAUCAAGCUCAUCGCCGUGCACUUCCACCAUCCUGUGAAGUUCACCUUAAUUAAUUUAAUCUGUAGCUUGGUUAACCCUUCAUGCUUUUCCAAGUCAUAGUGGGAGGACCGCACAACAUAGCAUCGCGUGACUGCAAAUAUACAGCGACAUAAUGGUUAUUCUAUCAACAAUUGCGCAACAAUGUUUCCUCUGCCAUUUGUCGCAUGAUUUAGUUAAUCAACAAACUAACGAUCCACCCCUGUCGAACAAAUUUUGUUUUGUCGACAUUUCGGAAAGGUUUGCUGUUUUCCAUCAGGCCUGUCGUGGAUUUUUUAUCUGACAGGUUCUUUACUUGCAUAAAAAUGGUUGGACAGGAACAUAGUGAGGCAUAAUUAAAUACACCACAUCUUUGCAUGAAAAGUGUAUUCUAAUGUAGAUGUUUGCCCCAUGCUGCCAAUCAUAAUAGUUCAAAAUAUAAAAUAAUAAUCAACAAACAUAUUUUUUAUUGACUGACAGCCCUAGUUCUUAUAUUAGUGCUAUAGUAGCCCACUAACCAAUCUUUCUUCCAUUCUCACAGAUUCAGACCUGUCACAGAUUCAAAUAACCUAAUUGGAAUUCAACACAGACUCUUAUCCGAUUGUCAAUUUCCAAACGUUUUACGUGCCAACUGAAGAUAACCCAGAUCAUAUGAUUAUGCAUUACCUCUGCCUGGGAUCAAGUUACCGAGGUAACUGACUACAAGAGGAGCUACGUAUCGUCUGCAGCUCAACGCUAACAUGGAAUACAGUAAAGAAUACUGAGGAAAUGAAGGGAUUGUUUUAGACAUUUCCAUGUGUCCUGAUCGUUGGCUGGCUGUUAUCACAGAGCUCAUUACUAAGAUGGUGAUAGAUAUUUACAGAGCUCA
Coregonus sp. 'balchen' is the source of this 5381-nucleotide messenger RNA. Lineage: Eukaryota; Metazoa; Chordata; Actinopteri; Salmoniformes; Salmonidae. The record is from the annotation of a GenBank genome assembly.